AUGUCGACCCCUGCCACCCAGAUUAUCUAUCUGACCGUCGAUCCGGACAAAGAUCUUAAAGACACCGCUACAGAAGCAGGAAAAUCAUGGUCGCGGGCUUUGGAUCUAUUGCAACAACACAUCGGCUUUCAGACGUUGUAUUGGGGUCGAUCGCCUGAGGAUUGGUCCAAGGUCCAGUUGCAUGUUGUCCGCGCCCAUCUAUCACAACACUAUGACUUUGUCAAUUCGUCAAGAUAUCCAGAGUUCCUAGCCGCUCUACCCACAACUCCAGUCAGCACGCCAUCCAACCCGCCCCUGACCCGCCACACCCAGCUCCAAGCAUUUACACCGUCAGCUCUUACUCGAGCCUUGUCUCCUUCAACCCCUGUCACAGGCAGCGCUAUUUACAUCUCUACCACCCCGACAUGGCACGAAGGAGCUUGGCCACUGUGGACCCACGUUGUGCGCUAUGUCGACGGAUGUCUUGGAUGUGUCGGUGGCAAAGUGCUCGAGAAGGUGGACGGAUUCGACAAUUGUUACAUUGUCUACGUCGGCUGGGAAUCGAUCGAGAAACACGAACGAUAUCACCACACCAAGCAUUUUGAGCAGAGGAGAGUGAUCCUGGGCUUGGGCAAUGCUGGCUACAGAGAGUACGGCCAUAUUAAGUUUGAGGGUCAGAGGGGGGAGAUGGCAGAUGACGCUGGGCAUCGAGCUUUGGAGAGGCUGUGA
Exophiala mesophila is the source of this 708-nucleotide messenger RNA. RefSeq lists its product as uncharacterized. The transcript is spliced from 2 exons. Lineage: Eukaryota; Fungi; Ascomycota; Eurotiomycetes; Chaetothyriales; Herpotrichiellaceae. The record is from RefSeq and is a predicted model, not a curated record. Bases 1 to 708 code for a protein of 235 amino acids.